Dibothriocephalus latus is the source of this 342-nucleotide messenger RNA. Lineage: Eukaryota; Metazoa; Platyhelminthes; Cestoda; Diphyllobothriidea; Diphyllobothriidae. The record is from the annotation of a GenBank genome assembly.
CCGCCACAGGACUUUUCUAUUUUCGACUACCCCUUUGUCUUCGAUGGCGCUGCAAAGUCAAAGAUGCUCUCCCUGGAAGCCAAGUUGACAAUGGUGAUGGCAAUUAAACAAGCCCAGGUCGAAAACCUUGGACCCUUCGCUGCCAUCUUUUCGGAGGCCUACAAGCCUGUCCUCCUCUUCCAGGUCUCGCGUACAGACCUCGUCCCCAGGACUCUGCAGUGUCUGGCUAGUUGCAGUCCGGCAGACCUUAAACGUCCGCUCAAGGUUGAAUUCGAUGGUGAGGAGGCCGUUGACGAUGGAGGCGUCCUGAAGCAUCGAAACCUUAUCAAUUUUUGUGUAUGA